UUGAGAUGAGCUUAAAGCUGAGCGUAAAGUGAGCACCCCUAAAUUGAGCAACAUAUGCUCAUUUUGCUCAUAUUGUUUUUGUUCACAAAAAUCUUUCCAAAUCAUGACAAUUGCUAUAGGAUUCGAAGGAAGUGCCAAUAAAAUUGGUAUUGGUAUAAUCCGUGAUGGUGACGUUCUUGCAAAUGUAAGAGAAACUUAUGUCACUCCGCCCGGUUGUGGAUUUCUGCCUAAAGAGACAGCGGCGCAUCAUAGAAAACAAAUUUUGGGAAUAUUGAAAGAAGCAUUACGAGUAGCAAAUAUUGAACCAAAGGAAAUCAAUGUGGUAUGCUACACAAAAGGUCCUGGAAUGGCUCCACCACUACUGACAGUGGCAAUAGUUGCUAGAACAGUCGCGCAAAUUUGGAACAAACCCAUUUUGGGAGUUAAUCAUUGCAUUGGUCAUAUUGAGAUGGGCCGUUUAAUUACUGGUGCUAAAAAUCCGACAGUGUUGUAUGUCAGUGGAGGAAACACUCAAGUCAUCGCUUAUUCAAAUAAGAAAUAUCGAAUUUUUGGAGAAACUAUUGACAUUGCUGUUGGCAACUGUCUUGAUCGUUUUGCUAGAAUUAUCAAGAUUUCAAAUGAUCCAAGUCCCGGCUAUAACAUCGAACAACUCGCAAAAAAAGGUACCAAGUAUAUUCCAUUACCCUAUACUGUUAAAGGAAUGGAUAUUAGUUUCUCGGGAAUAUUAUCAGCUAUAGAGAAAAAGGUUCUUCCAGAUAGAGGCAAUAAGAAUCGUCGUAAACCACUUCCCGUUGAAGAAGAAGCUCAUCAUGAAGAUUUAUGUUAUUCACUUCAAGAAACAAUAUUUGCGAUGUUGGUUGAGAUAACUGAACGUGCUAUGGCUCAUUGUGGAUCGAAUGAAGUGUUAAUUGUGGGUGGUGUUGGAUGUAAUGAACGUCUUCAAGAAAUGAUGGGACUUAUGUGUAAAGAGAGAGGCAGUAAACUUUUCGCCACUGAUGAAAAAUUUUGUAUUGACAAUGGUGUAAUGAUUGCACAUGCUGGUUGGGAAAUGUUUCGCUCAGGGACAAGAAUGAAAUGGGAAGAUGCGACAAUAACACAAAGAUUUAGAACAGAUGAUGUUCAAGUGACUUGGAAUGUUGCGGAUGAAUAGA
This is a messenger RNA of Clunio marinus, 1151 nucleotides long. Lineage: Eukaryota; Metazoa; Arthropoda; Insecta; Diptera; Chironomidae. The record is from the annotation of a GenBank genome assembly.